CUAAGAUCUUCAUUAGAAUUACAAUCAAUAUAAUAAAUGAUGACUCCCGUGACUGAUCAAGAAAGGAAAAUAAUUAUUGAAUUCUGCCACUUGCUAGAAAAGUCAAAGCAAUUGUUCAAUGGCCUAAGGGAACUGCCACCGCACGGACAUAAGCAAUGGCACGUCCACUUUGGCCGUACUUUCGACAUUUACUCUAAACUGUGGAAGUAUCAACAACAACAUCGUCUGCUGCUCGACACUCGUUAUGGAUUAAAAAGAUGGCAGAUCGGAGAAAUUGCGUCGAAGAUAGGGCAGCUUUAUUACCAUUAUUACUUACGUACCAGUGACACGGCUUACUUAGUGGAAUCGUAUUCCUUCUAUUCCGCUAUAAGAGGAAGGCAUUACUAUCAUUUAGCCAGCAAAGAGCUAAGAUGUGAGCUGAUGGUCAAAAAACUUCGGUACUACGCCAGAUUCAUUGUGGUUGCUAUACUUUUACAACAACCUGUUAUUAUCGAUGAAUUGGUGGCUGAACUGGACAAACAAGUGGUUGCGUAUGGUCAUGUAUACGAUCCGACGGACCAAGUGGAGUGGUUUAACGUUUUGGCCGAGGUUAAAGCGUUCUUGGUUGCCGAACCCGGAGUAACUGUCAUUGACCCUAUCGAUAGAAACAGAGUGGUGACCAUUGGUGGACGAAUUAAUUACCUAUCUGUGCCACAAUUGGAACGGACUGCACAAAUGUAUUUGACUCUUCAAGAUGCGAUAAUAAUAGGUAGUGGUACACAACUGGUGAAAUUCUCCGAACUCACGAUAGAUAUGUUCAGGAUGGUGCAAAAUUUAGAAUGGGAAGUUCACGUGCCACCCAGAAAUUCAUCCGGUGGGUCACCUAAGGAUAAACAGAGGUGUGAUAUCACAACUGCAUGUGAACCACUCAAGAACGCGUCUCGAGGAAUUAUCGACGAAGAUGAGGGAAGGCACAUCAAUCCACACAAGUUUCUUCUCUUUAAACCAUCUGCAAAUCAAGUAUUAAUUUAUUUGGCAAGCAGUUGCAAUGAUCUACCACCAAAUAGUGCUUUACUUGUUUAUAUAUCCGCCAAUGGGCACUCUUUUCCACAGAAUAAGCACGUAGAAGACUAUGGUUAUGACGUCGGUGGUGUUAUAACGACAUCAAAGUCGGACAUUUAUAGAGAAUACAAUAGGGAAGGCAAAGGCUCUGUGCCCAAAAGCAAAGAAGCGCAAAUCCUGUACCCUGGAGACUUGCACCCGUUUACAAGGAAGCCGCUUUUUAUUAUUGUUGAUUCUGACAAUUCCUAUGCUUUUCAACACAUUCCUAGAAUUUUCGGUCAACCUCUAAUUAUUUUGAUGUCGCCUCUAUCGGUUCCAUCCACCCUCGUUGAUAGGAAAAACCAAGGGAGCAUCUUUACUCUUUUUUUACACAACCCAAUAGCCGGCUUGUGUAAUGCCUGUGACGUUUAUACUAUCGACAUAACCACUUGGCAACGAUGCGUCUCUCUACGCGAUACGUUCAUGAAUGAGGCCACGAAACUACUUUUGAGAUUACGAAUAGAUCCAAUAUUCUACGCAUUUUUGGGCGACAUACAUUUGAGGCUGAUUCUUCUUCGGUAUAUCUUCUGCGAGUGUGCUCUGCGAAUGCACAGGAAUUUCAAAUCGAGAACCAACUUGCCGCGCUCUGUACCUUCCUUGCCUGAAGAACUAUUCAUGCAGGAGGUCUUGGUGGCGAAAGUCCUGAAUAUGACACAGCUGAUUGGGAUCGAGACUUGCUUUUUUGACCCCCUAGCAGCGGGGCCCUCUACCAUGGACUAAUGGCUCGAAAAGCGGCCUAACCACGGAAAUGUAAAUAAAUCAAAUAACUAGACUACGAGCAGUGUGACUAGUUGCAAGAAAUGUGAAAAACGUAUAGAGAUCAGAACACUGAAUAUUCUUUUAAGUGAACUAUGUUUGUGUUGCAUAGUGUAUCAAGACUCGAACAGCGGCAUCAAACCUUGGAUUGACAUGACAAAGGAAAAAUGAAGACAAAGGCACUGAAGACAAAUGCCUAACCACGGAAAUAUAAUUGAAUCAAAUAACUAAACUACGAGCAGUGUGACUAGCUGCAAGAAAUGUGAAAAACGUAUAGAGAUCAGAACACUGAAUAUUAUUUUAAGUGAACUAUUUUGGUGUUACAUAGUGUAUCAAGGCUCGAACAGCGGCAACAAACCUUGCAUUUUACAUGACAAAGUAAAAAUUAAGACACCUUAGCGCACUACUAGUCGAUGACCGUGGUCACAAAAGCUACUGAUUGCCUGCGGCCACAUUUUGCGUCCGUGAUCAUGACGACUGGUCGUCAAGCCAUUAUCUUGCUGCUGCAGUUGUUGUUCAGCCUACGCUAUACUGGCUGACCGGUCGGCACAGAACUAGUGUGCAAGCGCUCUUAAGCUUAGAACUCAUCUUACAACGCGAACACCUCCAGUAUCCUUUCUAUGAAACUUCAUACACGAUACGUAACGCUACGGCGCUGCAUACAUUACCUAGCAACUAGAAGCUAUGUGUCUUCGCCGAUAGAUGAGUUUUGAGUACGUAACUUGGUUGCAAUUAGUUGUACCGGCCCGGUCUGUGGCCAAUUGAUCGGUGUCUACUUAACAUAUAUAAAUACUUGCGAUUAAAUACUAUUUCAUACAUACGAUACCAUCAAAGCUUGUAAUAAAACUCUACAAUGUGUACUUUUAGAAGUCUUUUUGGUCUUGGAUGUGAGUGUACAGACCAGCGUUUAAUUGUAAACAUUCGAAGGUUAGCUUUAGCAUUUUCUGAUUACGAUUACACCUAUGCGUAUAUUGUCUAUGUCUAACAUCUUACCACUACAUCCAAAGCCUAACAGACUUCCCGAAAAAAACAGUUUAUAAAAUAUUAAAUUUAUUAUUCUCUAUUUAUUAUACUUAUAAGUUUAUAUACUUAAUGUUUUACUUAUUAAAAAAAUACCCUUAUACUUAUAAAAUAAUUUCUACUUUCCUAUAAUUUCGUUUGCGUUUAAGUACCUAUAGUUUGUUUUUAUACAUAUAAUUUGAUAUUAAGGAGCGAUAUAUUAUAGUUCUAUAAAUAUACAUACUAUAAGAGAUUCAAAUAUAUAGGUAAGUACUCAUUUUCAUGCGCGCUUGCUCUAAACUUUUGAAUGUGAGAUUAUUAUAAACAUAUAUCUUUUAUUUAUUACAUGGAAAUCUACUUGUUUGAGUACCUAUCUAUAUUUCGAAUAUUCGAUAUUUUUUUAUAUUCGAAUUCGGUUUAAACAUUUCGAAUAUUCGUACUUUAAUGAAGAAUACGUAUAUUUUAUGAAUGUAUAAACUUAUAAAGUCGUUGCAAUCGAUGUAAAACAUUUUAUAAUUGUUGGGAGCUACAAAGUCUAUAAUGAUUAAAUACUGCUCAAUGAAAUGAUGGUUGAAGAGCUACGCUUUUCAACGGAUUACGUAUUACUGAAAGUUCAGUUGAUUGUUAAGAUAAAAUAUAUUUAAGUCAAAAUGUUUUACAUGAACGACUAUUUUAAAACAAUACAUUGUUAUAAUUCAAUAGGUAUCAAUCAACAAUAAAUUGCAUUUCACGAGUUAUACUUAAUACGAUGUAUUAUAAUUUAAACGUUAUCUUUAUUUAUUAAACGGUAAAUUUUGUUUUGAUUAUGUUAUAUUUAUGUACCUACGUAUUAUAAUUACAUUGUUUUUAUUGUGAAUGAGAGAUUAUAGCUUAGUAGUACUUAAUAUUUAAUCAAAGUAAGAAGAGUGAAAGUGAGUGGAACCAAAUAUGGUUAAGGGUUUAUUUUCUCUUCCAACUUGUUUGCCUUGUCGAAAAAUGACGAAAUAAUGAAUACAUAAUAUAAACUCUCCCGAACCUGGCAUCCUUACCUAUUUAUAUUAAAACUUCGAUAUUAUUUUUUUUUUUUUUUCAAUUAAUUAUAAUUUUAAUUACAAGCAAUUUGAUUGCAAGUAAUGUUCCUUAAUUCCAUAGUUCAAAAGUAAUUCCAAUUAAAUAAACGACAAAUAACUUUGUACAAAGCAUACCUCGGUGAAAAGUUGGUAGCACUUUCUGACUUUGAGCAGCUGUGCAAUCAACACAACCGGUUUAUUUUUUUAGCUUUUUCAAGCUAAAUAUAUUUUUGUAAAGAUGUGUGACACGAUUUAAACAGUGGAGACCCGAUUUUCCGUAACGCAUCGUUUAUACGGAUUCGUGAUUAUCCGGAUCGAAACAUAUUUAAUAUCUAAAUAUGACGUAGUGGCAUAAAUAAGAACGGUGCCCCAUUAGCGUGGUGCUUUACGUUGCGGCCGACAAGGCGCGUGCGUCGUCAUCCUGCAAUACGACAACCUGCGUCAUAGCAACGCAGAUGUGGUAUACAAUGCUUUGAUCCGUAGCGACGGCGCAACGCAAAGCACUAUCUCUCUAUCGAUAGCGAUCGGAACGUGACGGUGACGGUUGCACGAUGAACUAUCAAGUUGCCUUCGCACCCGACGGGAAUACAACACAGCGCAACGUUUCGUGACCUCUAUGCCGAGGAGAAGUCCUUAGAGUCGUUCCGCCCAUCUACUCUGCUUCUGCCUUCGGGCCCCAUCAGGCGAUGAUUCAGCGCUCGCUCAAACCCCCCGGUGGCGCUGCUGAGGUCUUAAGGAGAGCCUACGACACUUACAAUCCGUAAAAAAACGCGUCGUGACGUAAACAGCGCGCAGGUUCAUACCACAAUUUGUUUUCUAUGAAUUUUUAUUUUAACAACCGGAUUGCGGGACGCGUAUUUCUCUCGCCUGGUGUGAUGUCAAAGAGUUUUAUUGGAAAAAUAUACGUACGUGAAAAUUGGAAAGUUAUCAAUAUUAAAAAAAAAAUCUAGUAGGUACAUAAUCACCCCGAGUACUGCGUGUCCGCCACCUCGACGUUAUCGGGAUCAUCAUGUCGCCAUCCUGUCCAUUGUGUGCCCAAACUUUGUUACAACUAGGGUUGCCAACCGUAUUAUAAUAUAUAGUAUUGUACUAUAUUUGGGAUCUGCGUACUUUAUACUGUUGAAGAAAUAUAUAGUACGCAAAAAUACUAUAUUUUCAACUCUGAGAAACAAAAUUUUAAUUUUAAAUCUUUAUGAAAAUUAGUUUUCGACAGAUGCGUUUAAUAGCGUCUACCCUAUCCGAACUUGUCUAUCUUACUGAGUUUCAAACAUUAAACAAACAAAUUAAAAAAAAUAGCAUUUGGUUUUCAAAAAUUUCAAAAUCAGAUGUGAAAAAGCAUAUGACACUAUUAUUUCAAACAAAUUAAUCUUUAGAAAUGCAACAACAGUAAAAAAAUAUUGUUUUUUUUUUAAAUAAAUGUUGAUUUUUUGCUUACUCCUUAGAAUACUAUACCUAUUUUAUUAAAGCGUACUAUAUUUUUUUAUAACUAAAUCUGUUAAAUACUGUAUUUUUCUGAAAAAAUGUUGGCAACCCUAGCUACAACCUCAAUACACUACUCGCGAAGUUGAUCAGAAUUGAUCGAUUACGAUAGUGUAGGCACAAACUUAGCUUCGCUUUGUGCAACGUCGCCUGGCAUCGCUCAUCUUCCGAUCGUUAUUGGUUAUUGUGCCGAAUCAAAGGACCGCAAGCGAUCCGAGCUUCGCAAAUGAAGCACCUCGCUACACUACUAUGUACUCACUUCCAGGACUUCAUCGAAGCAUAGAAGCGUCACGCUAACAUACAUUCGAUUAUCCGGAUUUUCGUUUUCCGAAAGCCUUAUGCGAAUGAGUCAGGUUAAACGGAUCUCCACUGUAGUAUAUUUUUGUAUGAAUUGAGAGAAUGCCUAAGAAUACCUAUUCUUGUGUAGCAGCUACAGUACUGCUUCUAUAUAUUUUGCAACAUAUCUGGCGUAAUGUGAGCUGCCGACUAUUAGCGUUCUACGAUUUACUGCUAAUCUUUAAUUAUAAUAUAUCUAUUGAACAAUUUGUUCACAUCAUCAGACAAAUCAAUGAACGCUCUGCCCAAAGGCUGAAAGGUGGUUUUUUUUCUAAAAAUUUAAAUCGAUAAAACUACACUUUAAUAAAUAGGGCAAUAACUCAAUUUAGGAAUUGUAAUUACGAGCAAGUAAUUAAGUCAAAAUAUUUCAAUGCUGCUAGUCACACGAAAAAUUAAAAAAAAAUUAAAAACAAAAAAAAAAAAAAACUUACAGGCACAAUUUUCCGCCCACUUUAAUGACUUGCGUCAUAUUAAAGUGGGUGGGUAAUGUGCCUCUGAGUAUAUACAUAUAACCAUUGAACUUUUGCGUCCUAAAUUAGUGCCCUAUUUAUUAGAUAACACCUUGCAGUCUCGUCGCUUAGUGUAUUGGCAGCCUAGUGUGAUGAAUAAAUUAUUAUAUCUAUGUGUACGUAACGACACACUUGGGCACACUGAGCCUGCGUUAUAUAUCGCAUAUGGCCUGUGUAGAGUCGGUGGCUGACAGAAAUCAGAUAUGGACGCUCCUAAAUAACUAAGGUUCCUCGCACACGCGCAAUCAAUGAUUUUAUACUAUUUUGGAGAACGAAAUAGUAAACUAUUUUAUAUUAUAUUUCUCAGCUUCACUCGACCCGAUUUUAUGGUAACAUAUUGUAUCCUAUGCUACAUACAGCCUAUGACACAGUUUUUUAAAGAUAAUAGGAAAUUUUCAAAGCAACAUGGCAACCCAAACGUACCGCGAUUUAGUGUUCCGGUACGAUGCCGUGUAGAAACUGAAAGGUGUGUGGAUUUUCAUCCUCCUCCGAACAAGUUAGCCCGCUUCCACCCUAGAUUCCAUCAUCAUUUACCAUCAGGUGAGAAUGUAGUCAAGGGCUAACUUGUAAAGAAUAAAAAAUAAAAUAAAAAUAACACGUAUCAACAAUACGAUGGGUGUUUUGAGGCAAGGCUGGAUUGUAAAGAAAAACAAAUUAAUUAUUUAGAUCCUUCUAUUCCAUUUACUAUUGAUUGUCUUACAAAAAUAUUUGAGAAUAUUGAAAUAAUUAUAAAAAAUCCAGAUUUAAUAAAAACUUCAAAAUUAAAUUCAUUUUAACCUUGAAAACACUUCUACAAUAUGUUAACUUAAAUCGAGUCGAGUGAGCUGAUCAUAUAAUUAUGAUCGAACGAUCGAUCGAGUUCGUUUGAUCUUUAAGUAUAAAAUCAUUUAUACUUAAUAUUGUCAAUGAAGUAGGCUUAAGUUACAUAAAGUGUUACACCCUAAGAAAAUAAUACUGUAAUGAUAUAUUACAACUAAAAGUAUAGUACGAAGUUUAAUCGUUAGAUACUUUCUUGACAAUAUUAAUAUAGCGUAUAGUUAUAAAAUAGUGUCUCGCUCGCUGUGUAGAGAUUCCUAUUUUAUAUCGAUGAUAUACGCUUGUACGCUUGUGCGGCUAUUUCUUUUCAAAAUAUUCAUUAAAUAGAUAAUUUUAAUAAAUCAAUGUUAUAGAAAUAUGAGUGUGAAGAAAAAAUGUGUGUAUCAUCUCACCCAUGAUAUUGGAGUUUAUUCCUUCAGGACUAUCGGAAUUAUAUAAUUUUAUAUAUUUAUUAUUUAUAAAUGUAUAAAAUAAUAUAUAUUAUGUAAAUCAUAAUUGUGUCUAAAGGAAUAAACUUCAAUAUUUUUCAUUUAUAUUUAAAAUUUCAAAUAUUUAUAUUUAUAAGUCGCAUACAGCGCCGAUUCAAAUUUAAUGACGUCUCGGAACAUCGUGCGGUAUGAUCCGCAAUCCAAAUCGUUAUGGAUGAGCCACAACACAGAGCUGUCUCUCUCCCACCCGCAGUCGCCACGCGCGUCAUGAGUUUUGUGUAUUUUAUGAAAUACACGCGCUGUGUUACUCGCGGCUAACUUCCGACACGUCAUAAAGUUUAAAUCAGGUUGCCCUUACUUACUAAUGCUUAAACCAAUGUCUUACAAAUUAAUUAUUAUAAAUAAACCCUACUUAUAUUAUUAAUUAUUAAAAAUAAAUGGCAUUUAUCGAAA
Molecule: messenger RNA, 7905 nt
Organism: Bicyclus anynana (squinting bush brown)
Lineage: Eukaryota; Metazoa; Arthropoda; Insecta; Lepidoptera; Nymphalidae
Product: protein SCAI
Exons: 9
Coding region: 37-1800 (587 amino acids)
Biological process (GO): DNA-templated transcription
Cellular component (GO): nucleus
Molecular function (GO): transcription corepressor activity
Source: RefSeq, a predicted model, not a curated record